AUGGCGCUAGAUCUUGAUGAAGGCUAUGUGGCACCGGGCCUUGCCCAUCGCGGUGUCGAGACCUCCCUCCCCAUCUUCAACGUCGAACGAGUCCAAUUGCAGUUCAACAUCGCAUCCGACUUUGUCGCUGCUCAGGUUGCAAAUAACGUCCUAAUACUGGCCCUUGCUACUGGGCGCAUUCUCCGUAUUGAUCUGGAGAGCCCCUCUGAUAUUGACGAUGUUGACCUACCCAAGAAGACAAGCGAAGUCGGUCUGAUACGGCGCAUGUUCCUUGACCCUUCGGCAUCCCAUCUUAUCAUCAGUACGACUUUGGGCGAGAAUUUCUAUCUCCAUAGUCAGUCAAAGACGCCAAGGGCGUUGUCAAGAUUAAAAGGCGUGUCUAUUGAAUCAGUUGCCUGGAAUCCCUCGCAACCCACGGCCUCGACACGAGAAAUACUGGUCGGGGCGAUCGAUGGGAAUAUCUACGAGACAUAUAUUGAACCCGCGUCCGAAUUUUAUCGACGAGAAGAGAGAUAUUCCGCCCAGGUUUGGAAACUUCCAGAUGGAUCUGUGACAGGGCUGUGGGCUGAGACUGUAGAUGGUAGAGCCGGUCUGAGGAGGGUCAUCAUCGCAUCGCACUCAAGAUUAUGUCAUUGGAUAGGUAAAACAGGUGGUAGAGGACGAGAAGGCUCAGCUUCCAUUUAUGCCGACCUGUUCUCGAAAGAGGCCCCUGUAACACAUACCGCUAGUGGUGCUGCCGCUACAGCCCCAUCCUCGUUCUCAGUGUCUCCGGAAACAGCAGACUCGAGUUCUAGCUCCGAUCGAAGCUUCGCAUGGCUCUACUCUCAAGGUGUCUUGACCGGCAAACUUCUCACAUCUCCGACCACUUCCAACCUCGGCUCCAAGAUCUUCAGCGAAGCCACACUCCAUCCUCGGUCUAUUUUCCCAGAGACGAUAUCUGCUCGUGGUGGACGCAAGCUGAUCCAAGACCCAGUUGCAUCUGUAAUACUAUCACAAUGGCAUGUACUCGCUCUCGCUGAAGGCCGAAUCAUUGCGGUCAACAGGCUCGACGGGAGUGUCGUUUAUGACCAAGCUGUCCUAGAAUCAGGUCAAAGCGCCCUUGGGCUCGUUGCAGAUCAGAAGAAGAACACCUUCUGGCUAUUCACCAAUCAGGAGAUAUUUGAAGUUGUUGCUAACAACGAAGAUCGAGAUGUCUGGAAAGCUAUGCUCAAAAAUCAAGAUUAUGACGCAGCACUCAAAUAUGCAAAAGAUGCAGCACAGAAAGACUCGGUGGCCACUGCUUCGGGAGACUAUUUGUCGAGUAAAGGACAGUAUCUCGAAGCAGCAAGCAUAUGGGGAAAGAGUAGUAAAGCUUUUGAAGAAGUUUGCUUAUCCUUGAUCGACAAUGCACAAGAAGAUGCGCUCAGGACAUAUUUGAUGACCAAGCUGGGGUCAUACAGGAAAUCAUCAUACAUGCAGAGAGUCAUGAUAGCAACCUGGCUUGUGCAAAUGUUUAUUGCUAAGCUGAACGCUCUUGACGACAUGGUUGCAACCAAGGCAGAGCUCAUUGAGAACACCGACGCAGGCGGAGCUCAGCGUGACUUGGAAAAGACACAAAAAGGAUUUCAAGAAUUUAUUACCAAACACAAAGCAGACCUUGACGCCAAAACAACGUACGAAGUUAUUUCGAGUCACGACAGAGAGGAAGAACUCCUUUUCUUUGCCAAUAGCAUCACCGACUAUGACUUUGUGCUAUCAUAUUGGGUGCAACGAGAACAAUGGAACGAGGCACUGUCAGUGCUUAACAAGCAAAGCAAUCCAGAGACCUUUUAUCGGUAUAGCAACGUGCUCAUGUCCCACGUUGCGACAGGAUUGGUGGAAAUCCUGAUGAGGAGAAGUAAUAUCGAUGCGCAGAAAAUGAUUCCUGCUCUUUUGACUUACAACGAGACCGCAAGCGUGCCCCUACCUCAGAAUCAGGCAGUGCGAUAUCUGAACUAUGUUGUCACAAAUGACUUCAGCGUCCCAGCUUCAGUCCACAACACGCUGAUAUCGAUCAUGGCAUCACAUCCAUCAGGUUCGGAGACUGCGCUGCUCGGAUAUCUUGAAAGUCAACCAAGUCCUCCUUUAUACGAUGCAGAUUUCGCUCUGCGACUCUGCAUUCAGCACAAUCGAGUCCAAUCCUGUGUGCAUAUAUAUAGUACAAUGGGACAGUAUCAACAGGCUGUGGAACUUGCCCUUCAACACGAUGAUAUUGACCUGGCAGCAAUUGUUGCUGAUCGACUGGAAGGGAAUGACCAGGUCAGAAAACGACUGUGGCUGUUGAUUGCAGAGAAGAAGAUCAAGGAGGCAUCAUCAAUCAAGGAAGCGAUUAAUUUCUUGAAACAAUGCGAAUUGCUCAAGAUCGAGGAUCUCAUCCCCUUCUUUCCAGAUUUUGUGGUCAUUGAUGAUUUUAAAGAAGAGAUCUGCGAGGCGUUGGAGGAGUACUCCCGGCACAUCGAUAACCUGAAGCAAGAGAUGGACAUUUCUCAGCACACGGCGGAACAGAUCAAGGCCGAAAUUGCUGCCCUGGACCAUCGAUAUGCGAUUGUGGAAUCAGGCGAACGAUGUUGGAUUUGUACACUGCCAGUGUUGAGCCGACAGUUUUUCGUCUUUCCCUGUCAGCAUGCCUUCCACAGUGACUGUCUGGGUAAACGAGUCCUCGAGAAUUCGGGCAGCGCCAAACGAAAACGUAUCAAGGAUCUUCAGACCGAGGUGAAUCAGGGAUUGAGCAUUGGACCACAGCGACAGAAGCUUGUGGCAGAGCUAGACGGGGUAGUUGCUGAGCAAUGCGUACUCUGCGGGGAUCUAGGGAUCAAACAAGUUGAUGAGCCUUUCAUCCAUGCAGGAGACGAUGUGGAGGCAUGGGCUAUCUGA
This is a messenger RNA of Exophiala aquamarina CBS 119918, 2892 nucleotides long. RefSeq lists its product as uncharacterized. Bases 1 to 2892 code for a protein of 963 amino acids. Gene Ontology annotation, biological process: organelle fusion; intracellular protein transport; endosome organization. The transcript is spliced from 2 exons. Gene Ontology annotation, cellular component: HOPS complex; endosome. NCBI's taxonomy places the organism in Eukaryota, Fungi, Ascomycota, Eurotiomycetes, Chaetothyriales, Herpotrichiellaceae. Gene Ontology annotation, molecular function: protein-macromolecule adaptor activity. The record is from RefSeq and is a predicted model, not a curated record.